This is a messenger RNA of Acanthosepion pharaonis, 861 nucleotides long. Lineage: Eukaryota; Metazoa; Mollusca; Cephalopoda; Sepiida; Sepiidae. The record is from the annotation of a GenBank genome assembly.
AUGGCCGUAUGCCAAAGUGGGCUCUAUCUCACUCUGUUCAUAUCUAUCUAUCUAUCUAUCUAUCUAUCGCAUCAUGUUUAUACCUAUCUAUUUCAAAUUUUCACCUCUAUCUAUCAGAGUGUGUUAAUAUCUCUCUCACUCUCUCUCUCUAUCUCGCUAUAUCAUUCUGUUCAUAUCUAUCUAUCUAUCUAUCUAUCUAUCUAUGUUUCCUAUUCCGUCAUUCCAUUUCAUUUCCUUAACAUCUGUAUUCACUUUCUUUCUUUUUUCUUUCCUUCCCUCUUCUUUCUUUUCUUCAUUUUCUUUCUUUAUUUCAUUCUUUUAUUCUUUCUUUCAUUCGUUCUUUUUCUUUCUUUCUUUUUUCUUUCUUUCUUACUUUUUGCUUUCUUUCUUUCCUUCUUUUUCUUUCUUCUUUCUUUCUUUCUUUAUUUGUUUUAUAUUUAUUUCUUUUUUCUUUCUCUCAUUUGCUUUCUUCCCUUCUUUUUCUUUCUUUCUUUAUUUAUUUCAUUUUUUCUUUCUUUCUUUCUUUCUUUCUUUCUUUCUUAUUCUUUCUUUUUUCUUUCUUUUUUUCCUACUUUUUGCUUUCUUUCUUUGUUUCUUUCCUUUUCUUUCUUUCUUUAUUUAUUUUAUCUUUCUUUUUCUUUCUCUCUUUUGCUUUCUUUCCAUCUUUUUCUUUCUUUCUUUUUCUUUCUUUCUUACUUUCUUUCAUUUUUAUUCUUUCUAUAUUCAUUUUAUCUUUCAUUCUUUUUAUUUACUUCCUUUUUUCUUUCUUUCUGUAUUCAUUUUAUCUUUUUUCUUUCUUUCUUUCUUUCUUUUUUCCUUUCUUUCUUUCUUUCUUUAUUUAUUUCUUUCUCCAAAGAGUAA